This is a messenger RNA of Sungouiella intermedia, 1338 nucleotides long. The record is from the annotation of a GenBank genome assembly. Lineage: Eukaryota; Fungi; Ascomycota; Pichiomycetes; Serinales; Metschnikowiaceae.
AUGAACUGGCAAAGCUCGAUAUUUGGCUUCCGAUUAGGCAGCCAGGACAAUUCUGAGUCCAACUCUUCGACGAAUCUACCGGGCCAUUUUCCCUCCGACCAGGAGGCUCAGAACCAGGGAUCCUCAGCGAGAGUGACCUUUAACACCAUAUCUGGAACAGUCAACUAUAUUGUCAUCAAACCGAUCACAGUGAUACUCACGAUCGCAUUGGGCAUAUUUGGAAGGUUUCUUUCGCUUUUAUAUUUCCGUGAUCUGCUCCAUGUGCGCUCCACGUCUGUCAAUAAUGCCUUGAUCAAUGAUCCUAUACGGCGAGUGGAGCAGUUUGUGCUGGAUCUCGAAGAGAAUCUUCUGCCUCAACAGCAGUUUUCAACUCACCAUUCUGACCACAGUGUGGCGCUUCCUCCGUUCUUCCAAGGCAGUUACACUCAGGCAUUGUACAUGGCCACUAGUCGAGGUAAGUUUUUGUUUAUCUACUUGACCAAUCCACAAAACGAUGGUGCUCUGUCCAUUUUUCAGCGGAUCGUCACCAACCAAAAGUUCAUUUCGAUGUUCACCUCAGACAAUGACCAGAAUAUCAUCUGGGGAGCUGAUGUUACUAACCCAGAAGCGUAUCAGUUGGCAAAUAGCUUGAACAUCACCAAAUUCCCAGUUCUUGGGCUCUUGUGCUUGGCUAGAACAACCACUAUGACCCCUGAGGGCCCCAAGAAGACAGCACCACGGAUCUCCUUGAUUCUGAAAAUACAAGGUGGGCUUCCAGAUGGGCAAGAUGCAGAUGCAUUGAUCUAUAGCAAGUUUAUCAAGCGUAUGAUGAAAUACGAGCCAGAACUCGCCUUGAUCCGCUCAGAGCUCCGUGAGAAAUACAUCUCGGACAUGAUGCGCCGUAAGCAGGAUAUGGACUACAACCAGUCACUCUUGCGUGACCAGCAGAAGAAGUUGGAGAGAGAAAGAAAGGCUCUUGGUGACAAGUACUUGAGUUGGAGGCAACCACAAUUCUAUGAUCUCAUGAAUAGCAAUGACCGUGUGGAUAAGGCCAAAAUCGCUAUCCGAAUGGCAGAUGGCUCACGUGAAACUGUGCUUUUCCCCAAAGACGGGCCUAUUGAAGAUGUUUUCGUGUUUGUUGAACUCAAAAACAGAGGCAUGCUAAAUGACAGACUACAGUCUAAUGUGAGCGUACAAGAGGCCCACGAGUUGUUUGACGACUUCCACAUGUCUUUCGACUUCAAUCUUGUAUCUUCGGUACCUCCUCGGCCCUGUUUGAACGACUUAUCUCCUCAGACUACCAUCGAGCAAGUGGACUACAUAUACCCCAGCGGACUACUCAUGGUGGAUGCUAAGUAA